AUGGUCCUAGGAAUUCUGACUGCCAUAGCGGCUUGUCCUGCGAUCAUUGGUACUACUGAAGCGAUUCGCCAAGGCCAGAGAAAGAAUGCCAAAGAACAACACAGGGGCGUGAAAUCGAACCUCAUCGUUUCUUGCCGCAGUACCUCACCCGCGGGUAGGGACGUCGAUGGGUGUGCCAUAGUGUUGCGCAACAACAAGCUAUACAUUGCGGUGAACAAGACUGAGGGUCGAGUCAACUGUUCAGGUCAUUUAUUUGCAGACUGGGGUCGCAAGGGAGAGGGCCUGGUGUCUACAAUCUACGAUGAACCUCCACAGCUAAAUUGGAUAUACGUGGAUCAAGAAACUUAUGAAGUGAAGUACGGCCUGCGAGUAGAGUCAGAACACCACCUUGCUGGGCCAUGGGAUUGCACUCGGAUUGAUAAGAGAAUUACCUUGGAGGGCUGGGAGGGCUUCAUGGCCGUGGAAGAAGAUGAGGGGUCGUGGGCGCUCUAUUUUGACCGAGAUGACAAUGGCUUGGCUGGCAAAAGAUCUAAGGAAAGGAUUUUGGAAGUUGAGCUGACAAGGAAAGAGAAGAGAAAGGGUAAAGGUGAGCACGAUUAA
Messenger RNA from Fusarium redolens, 600 nucleotides. RefSeq lists its product as uncharacterized. The transcript is spliced from 3 exons. Lineage: Eukaryota; Fungi; Ascomycota; Sordariomycetes; Hypocreales; Nectriaceae. The record is from RefSeq and is a predicted model, not a curated record. The coding region runs from base 1 to 600 and encodes 199 amino acids.